This is a messenger RNA of Hyla sarda, 3811 nucleotides long. RefSeq names its product diacylglycerol O-acyltransferase 2 (gene DGAT2). NCBI's taxonomy places the organism in Eukaryota, Metazoa, Chordata, Amphibia, Anura, Hylidae. Gene Ontology annotation, cellular component: endoplasmic reticulum membrane. The transcript has 8 exons. Gene Ontology annotation, biological process: triglyceride biosynthetic process. Gene Ontology annotation, molecular function: diacylglycerol O-acyltransferase activity. Bases 117 to 1202 code for a protein of 361 amino acids. The record is from RefSeq and is a predicted model, not a curated record.
CCCCCCGGAGCCGCCACUUGGUUGCGUCCUCCUCCCCACUCUGUAUAUAUAAGGCGCGGCGCGCGGCAGCCAGUACCGUGCAGGGAGCGGGGGUGAUCGCUGACACAGGCUGCACCAUGAAGACCAUCAUUGCUGCCUACUCCGGGCUGCUGCGGGGCACCGGCUCCAGCAUCUUCUCCACCGUACAGAAUCUGCCCUCCAUCCCCUGGCUGUCCAAGUCGCAGGUGGAAAGACAUCUCCAGAUCAUUUCCGUGUUACAAUGGGUCCUCAGCUUCCUUGCGAUGGGUGUGGCCUGCACUGUGAUCCUCCUCUACAUCUUCUGCACCGACUGCUGGCUCAUCGCUGCCUUAUAUCUGGCCUGGCUGGUGUUCGACUGGAAUACACCCAAUAAAGGUGGCAGACGUUCCACGUGGGUGAGGAACUGGGCCAUGUGGCGCUACUUCCGGGAUUAUUUUCCUAUACGGCUGGUGAAAACCCACAACCUCCUGCCCAGCCGCAACUACAUCUUUGGCUACCACCCCCACGGGAUCAUGUGUCUGGGGGCCUUCUGCAACUUUGGCACUGAAGCCACCGGUGUCUCCAAAAAGUUCCCCGGUAUUAAGCCGUACCUGGCCACUCUGGCAGGCAACUUCAGAAUGCCGGUUCUGAGGGACUACCUAAUGUCUGGAGGAAUCUGCCCUGUGAACCGUCCCACUAUAGACUACAUCCUGUCAAAGAAUGGAACUGGAAAUGCUGUGGUGAUAGUGGUGGGGGGCGCCGCUGAGUCCCUGGACUGCCGACCGGGUAAAAACUCCGUAACUCUAAAGCAGAGGAAAGGAUUUGUGAAGAUCGCAUUACAGCAUGGGGCUGAUCUUGUCCCAGUCUAUUCUUUCGGGGAGAAUGAAUCCUACAAGCAAGUUGUGUUUGAAGAAGGUUCUUGGGGUCGAUGGAUACAGAGAAAGUUCCAGAAAUAUGUGGGGUUUGCCCCAUGCGUCUUCCACGGCUGUGGGUUCUUCUCCGCAGACAGCUGGGGCUUGGUGCCCUAUCCCAAGCCCAUCAACACUGUGGUUGGAGAACCAAUCACCGUCCCUAAAAUGGAGCACCCGAGCCAGAAGGAUGUGGACCUCUACCACAGCAUGUACCAGACCUCUCUACAGAAUCUCUUUGAUAAGUACAAGACCAAGUUUGGCUUGUUGGAGUCCGAUGUGCUGGAAAUCAAUUGAAGCUGCUCAAGACCACGGCUUGGACAAUGUACUUUUGGAAAGAAGCUUAUCUGGAAUGCAACGACAAGCUGUUCCCGAGCCAUCCAAAUGAGCUUUGUCAGUGACUAAGCUCUAAUGUGUUGUCCGUUUAGACUUUUACCUGAUAACGCAGCUCUCAUUUCCUGGUAAUGACUGCAUCUGCUCCUAUGACUUCUAUUGGCACUUAUUCUUGCAGUCAUUUAUACAUGAUGGAUGGUUCUGGAACAAUUGGUGAGAAUGAACAGUCUUUAUCUAAGGAUCUCCUACCAUUUUCUUCUGUAGCACCCAAUUGUAGGCUCCUGUACUGUAGAAGACCUAGACGUUGGGUCACGUCCGGAGAUGUCUACCAGUGCUCCUCACCAUUGGGCAGCAAGAUGCCCAAUAAGACUGUUCCCUAAUCUUUAGGCUACAGUUUUAUGUUAGAGAAGGUCUAUCAUGGUAGAACCAGGACACUGGUUGACCAGUAGGCACCUUGUGACCAAUGUAUUUGUAAAGGGUAUUUCCUACGAAUAGUUGAUGUAUCCAUUAGACUGUAGCCAUUUAUUACUUUCAGUAUUGUUUAAUAUGUGCCCAACUCUAGUACUUCAGUAUGAAAGGACCACUUGCCCAGUGCAAAUGUUAGUACCCAGUUGGCGAAUUGACGGACUGACAAUUGGUUUCCCAUGUUUUUUGACACUUGGUAGAGACGGUCACAUGAUAAACUGGCUGUGACAUCAACAUUGACAGUUAUGUCAUUCAUACAAGCGAUAUCACCGAUGCCAGAUCUCAGGAGACCAAGGCAGUCUCUGCUUUGACUAUAAAACGAUACUAGGCUUGGAAGCCUCCAUCAUACCAAUUCUUUUGAGAAGGAAGCAGGACAGUGGUGUCAAUUGAUUGAGUUCCUCUACAACAGCGUUUCUCAACAAGGGUGCCCUUGGCUGUUGCAAAACUACAAUUCCCAGCAUGCCUGGACUGCCAAAGGCUGCUCUUUAACAUUUUUUAUGAUAAGUGGCCUAAUACUAGGACCAUCUUAUGGGCCCUAACUGAUGGCCAUUGGUUCCAUUCCUUGGUCCAGUGUGGUGGCCAUUGGUUCCCUCUCAGUCCAGUGUGAUGACUUUUUGGUUUCCACCCUUGGUCCCAUGUGGUGGCCUUUUCUUCUCAUUCUUGAACCAAAGGUCACCACGCGGGACUAAGGUCGGAAACCAAAGGUCACCAUGUGACUAAAUGCAAGAAGGUCUCCACAAAAGCCCAUGUAGUGGCUUUGGUUUCCCUUCCUUUGUUCCUGUCCUUGGUCCCGUGUGGUGGCCUUUGGUUCCUGUCCUUGGACCCGUGUGGUGGCCUUUUCAUGUCAUUCUUGGAAGAGCAGGAACCAAAGGCUACCACACAGGAACAAGGUUAGAAACCAAAGAUCACAUGGGACAAAAAGCAGGAAACAAAGGUCUCCACAAAGGACCAUGUGGUAGCUUUGGUUUCCCUUCCUUGGUCCCGUGUGGUGGCCUCUGGUUCCUUUCACCAUUUCUCAGUUAGAACUCAAGGCCUUGUAACUUUGAGACUCAGUCGGGAGAAGAAUACUCUAAAACUCAUAUGUAUGUCCAGUAUCUCUUUAUAUUUGGGAAAAGCCUUUACUCUUCAAGUCAAAGCAUUUUUUUUCUUUGACCCUUUUUCUGAUUGGCACCAAUAUUCAAAACCACUGACCUGAGUUGGCACAUUGUAAACCUCAGCACAAGGAGUUAGACUCCCUUUUUUUUUUUUUUUUUUUUUUUCCCCUCUUAGCACAAGCAAUGCAAGUUGGUAGCAAACCCCCCCCCCCCCCCUUUUUUUGGGAUGGGGAGGUUUAAGAACCAAAUAUUAAAAAAAUAAUUUUGGUAGGUGACGCCGGGUUCACACUAGCCAAAGUCUAAUCUAGGCUAUUUUAGCUCAUUGAAGUGACUGACUGAAAUCCAAUCUUUUUUUUUUUCAGCUGGUGGGCUCCCCAACUUCUGCUAAACUACACCCAGCUGCAGACUGUCAGGGCAUGCUGGUAGUUGUAGUUUGCAAAUGCUGGGGAGCCAUUGGUUGCCAGUUCUGGUAUGAGUAGCACAGGUAGAUGGACAAAACUGGUUCCGAAGGUUUUUUAACUCUGUUCUUGAUAAAGGACUUAAAAUCCUAAUGCAUCUUUGUACCAUGUUUGUGCCCCAAAGAGGCGUCAUGUUGGCGCCCGGCGCUGUGUGGACCCGGCCAUAGAAACGUCCUGCCCACCAUUCAGCUAUAAGAAUGUAUGUAAGCAGCUGAACUGUAACCUCUGUAUCAGUAUAUAUUGGGAAGUGCAAUCUUAUUUUUAGCUGUACGAUUGUAGAUCUUGUUCAUUUUAAUCAUUGAGAUGAUGUUGCAUUACUACAACUCUCUUGACGAUGGGAGUUGUAGUUCUACAACGAUAGAAAGCUAAAGGUUGGAAAUACACUGGGAUACAGUGAUCUGAGAAUGUCGGACUCAUCUGUGCUUAUUUAAUGUGCCUUGAUCUGUUCUAGAUUGUAGUAUUUUUAGGACUUGUUCUCGGAUCUGCUUUGCUGUAAUAUAUUGCAUCAAUGUAUUUUAUUUUUGUACAAGAUGUAAGUAAAUAUAAGAUCAUGCAA